Trachemys scripta elegans is the source of this 2405-nucleotide messenger RNA. It is a transcript of the gene HTR2C, whose product is annotated as 5-hydroxytryptamine receptor 2C. The record is from RefSeq and is a predicted model, not a curated record. Gene Ontology annotation, molecular function: neurotransmitter receptor activity; G protein-coupled serotonin receptor activity. Bases 344 to 1762 code for a protein of 472 amino acids. The transcript is spliced from 4 exons. Gene Ontology annotation, biological process: G protein-coupled receptor signaling pathway, coupled to cyclic nucleotide second messenger; chemical synaptic transmission. Gene Ontology annotation, cellular component: plasma membrane; dendrite. NCBI's taxonomy places the organism in Eukaryota, Metazoa, Chordata, Testudines, Emydidae.
GGCGGUAUUUUAAUUCAUCCCGUCGUAUGGAAUCCCGCUGCGACCCGCGCACAGACCAAGAGUGCCACCGAAGAGAUGCUGCUGAAGAAUGCUGGACAUGAAAAUGAGUUGAACAUUAUGAAAUCUCCUGUCCCUCUGGGUUGGCAAUCAGUGGUCAUCUACCAUCAUCUCAGAGGAAAACCAGAAGAGCUCCACUCUAACUUCUGUAAGGGUUAGUCCAUUAUGGAAGAUCAAACAAUUUUCUGGCGCUGGUUUUGUGAAAUUCGGCUGCUGCCUUGGACCCUCCAUUUGAAAAAGAAAUUAACGUUGAGGAACAAAUAAAGAGGAAAAUCAGCUCCAGAGAAUGAACACUGUAAGUGGUACUGGGAUAUUCGUCAGCUUAACAACGGUGUCUGUGACGCUAGAUUUUAGUUUGCACGGUGGUCUGAUGGCUUGGCCCUUGAGCAACAAUUUGACUCUGAAUCAGAGUUUGCCCACGUCCGACCCUCUUAAUGCCUCUGAGUGGGGAGAAGUCUCUCGUAUGUCCAUGAGGGAGAAGAACUGGCCAGCCCUCCUGAUUUUGGUUAUCAUUCUGCUGACUAUUGGUGGGAACAUCCUUGUAAUUAUGGCUGUCUCCUUGGAGAAAAAGCUACAGAAUGCCACAAACUACUUCCUAAUGUCCUUGGCGGUGGCAGAUAUGUUGGUGGGGAUCCUAGUCAUGCCCGUUUCCCUCAUUACAAUUCUAUACGAUUCUGCUUGGCCUUUGCCUAAACAAUUGUGUCCUGUAUGGAUUUCCCUAGAUGUGCUCUUUUCAACUGCAUCUAUCAUGCAUCUCUGUGCCAUCUCUCUUGAUCGGUACGUAGCAAUACGCAAUCCCAUUGAGCACAGCCGCUUCAAUUCCCGCACCAAGGCUAUUAUGAAAAUUGCUGCAGUUUGGACCAUAUCGAUAGGGAUAUCCAUGCCCAUCCCGGUCAUAGGAUUGCAGGAUGACUCCAGGGUGUUUGUGAAUGGGAGCUGCAUUCUGAAUGAUGAGAACUUCGUCCUUUUUGGGUCCUUCGUGGCAUUCUUUAUCCCACUCAUCAUCAUGGUGAUCUCAUACUGCCUGACUGUCCAGGUGCUGCAGAAGCAAGCGACGGUGUUCAUGUACGGCGAGGUGCCCAAGCAACGAAGGAGCAGCAUGAACUGCCUCAAAAAAGAAAACAACACAGAGAACAUCUCGAUGCUCCAGAACCACGAGGCGGCCUCCCACUUGAACUCUCCUGUAAAUAAGGAAGCCGUGCUCUUUCGGAAAGGGACCAUGCAGUCUAUCAACAACGAGCGCAGAGCCUCCAAGGUCCUGGGCAUUGUCUUCUUUUUGUUUCUUAUCCUGUGGUGUCCAUUUUUCAUCACUAACAUCAUGUCCGUUCUUUGCAAGGAAGCCUGUGACGGGAGCCUCCUGGGCGAACUCAUGAAUGUGUUUGUUUGGGUUGGUUACAUUUGUUCUGGGAUUAACCCCCUGGUGUACACGCUCUUCAAUAAAACCUAUCGCAGGGCUUUUGCCAACUACAUCUGCUGCCAGUACAAGCCCAGUAAAAAAUCGACACUGCGACAAAACCAGUGUCUGAAUGUGGCUUCCACAGCUUCGUGCGGGAAAGACCUGACUUUAAAUAGCUACCGAAAUGGCAAUGAACUCAACAGCAUGGAGUUGGAUGAAACUGAGGAGGGCUUAGAAAUGCAACCGGGGACUUCAGAGCUGUCGAUAAACAGCUGCAAUGUUGUAAGCGAAAGGGUGAGCUGUGUGUAACUGAGUCCCACCCGUGGCUCUGCAGCUGAAAUAUACCUGUGUAAAAGUGUAUGUGUCAGUCAAAGAGCAAUGUAAAUACUGCAUCCCGAACAAAGCUUUUUUUAAAAAUUCAUCUUUCCAGCCCAGUGCUUUAAAUCAUACAUACACUGAGGGGAGGUUUAAGGUUCUAUAUUUACUGUUGCUACUAGAUCAAAAAUAUCGAGUAUUUUGCUUUCAUCUUGGACAAAAUGCUGACAUUUUCUUCCAGUGUAUGAACAAAAAUGCUGAAUUCUUACUCAGGUGGCAUUUGCUGGGGUCCAGAGUGGCCCAUUCAUAGUUAUAGAUCAAGUGUUGAUCAGGAAAACUUUUUUAAGUUGACAGUAAAUAUAUACUUUAAAUCCUCACCCAUGUUAUGUGCCAUGCAACAGUGCAACAUCAAGUCUAACCAGACUCCUGGAAGGGAUCCCUCCGCUUAGCGUAGUAAUAUUGCAAGGGAACAGUUGGCUAACCAGACUGGACACAUUGGAGGUGCGGGUGGGGUGACCUUUCACACUGGAGAGCUGUUUUCAGUUCUGAGUUCAUUUCCAAGUGUGCUGAGAUUGACAGUCACAUCCUGGUUCCUAGCAGAUGCUUGUUCAUGCCACAGAACUAGGGAACGCAAUUC